This is a messenger RNA of Perca fluviatilis (European perch), 3020 nucleotides long. RefSeq names its product SH3KBP1 binding protein 1 (gene shkbp1). Gene Ontology annotation, molecular function: protein binding. Bases 137 to 2800 code for a protein of 887 amino acids. NCBI's taxonomy places the organism in Eukaryota, Metazoa, Chordata, Actinopteri, Perciformes, Percidae. Gene Ontology annotation, biological process: protein homooligomerization. The record is from RefSeq and is a predicted model, not a curated record. The transcript is spliced from 17 exons.
CGCCUCACUGCCCGACAGCAAGUUGGGAUGAAAACAAAAACGGAAACUUGAAUUUGUCUCAAAACAUGGAGUCAAAAUAAAAAUAAAAAAGUAUUGUUAUUGUUUUUUUUUUUUGAAGGAGUAGAUAACCCUUCACAUGAAGAUGUCUAACACGACGAGGAGCGGCGACAUCAUCCACCUGAACGUCGGGGGGAAGAGGUUCAGCACCUCCCGGCAGACACUGAUGUGGGUUCCUGACUCCUUUUUCUCCAGUCUUCUGAGCGGUCGGAUCUCAACUCUGAAGGAUGAAACUGGAGCUAUCUUCAUCGACAGGGACCCCUCUCUGUUCGCCACCAUCCUCAACUUCCUGCGGACCAAAGAGCUGUACCCGCGCUCCAUCAGCGUGCACAUGCUCAUGCACGAGGCCGAGUUCUACGGCAUCACGCCGCUGGUGCGUAAGCUGCAGCUGUGUGACGAGCUGGACCGCUCCUCGUGUGGAAACGUGCUGUUCAACGGCUACCUCCCUCCUCCAGUGUACCCGGCCAAGCGGCGCAACCGUCACAGCGUGGCGGGAUCCCAGUUCAUGGCGGGCCGAGUGGCGCCGGCAGAGAGAGCGCCGGUCAGACGCAGCAACACCAUGCCCCCCAACCUGGGGAACUCGGGGAUCCUGGGGGGCCGGGCCAGUACAGAGGAGAGGACGCCAGGAGGUCAGUUGUCCGAUACGGGCAUGGUCCGGAUCAUCUGCGGUCAUCACAACUGGAUAGCUGUGGCCUACGCCCAGUUCGUCGUCUGCUACAGGGUGAAGGAGUCCACUGGGUGGCAGCAGGUCUUCACCUCUCCCCGUCUGGACUGGGUGAUCGACCGAGUGGCGCUGAACGCCAAGGUGAUGGCCGGCUCGCUGGGAGACAACGACAAGAUGGUGGCCGUGGCCUCGGGGACCGAGAUCAUCCUGUGGGCCAUCUGCCCCGACGGCAACGGGAACGAAAUCGGUGUCUUCAGUCUGAACGUGCCGGUGGAGGCCCUCUUCUUCGUUGGUAACCAGCUGAUCGCCACCAGCCACACUGGGAAAGUCGGCGUUUGGAACGCCGUCACCAAACACUGGCAGAAUCAGGACGUGGUUCCCAUCAGCAGCUACGACACGGCCGGCUCCUUCCUCAUCCUGGGCUGCAACAACGGCUCCAUCUACUACAUCGAUGUGCAGAAGUUUCCUCUGAGGAUGAAGGACAACGAUCUGCUGGUGACGGAGCUGUACCGAGACCCGACCGAAGACGCCAUCACCGCUCUCAGCGUCUACCUAACUCCCAAAACCAGCGACAGCGGGAACUGGAUUGAGAUCGCAUACGGGACCAGCUCCGGGACGGUCCGGGUCAUCGUUCAGCACCCGGAGACGGUGGGCUCGGGGCCGCAGCUCUUCCAGACCUUCUCCGUGCACCGCAGCCCCGUCACCAAGAUCAUGCUGUCGGAGAAACACCUCAUCUCAGUUUGUGCCGACAACAACCACGUGCGGACGUGGACGGUGACUCGCUUCAGAGGGAUGAUCUCCACGCAGCCGGGCUCCACGCCGCUCACCUCCUUCAAGAUCCUCAGCCUGGACGACGUGGACGGACACGGGGGCUGCAGCGCCGGGACGGAGAUAGGUCCGUACGGAGAGCGAGACGACCAGCAGGUGUUCAUCCAGAGAGUCGUACCGGACACCGACAAACUCUACGUCAGGCUGUCGUCCAAUGGGAAGAGGGUGUGUGAGGUGCGUUCGGUGGACGGCACAUCCAUCACGGCCUUCAUGGUCCACGAGUGCGAGGGCUCGAGUCGCAUCGGCUCCCGGCCGCGCCGCUACCUGUUCAGCGGCCACGGCAACGGCAGCAUCCAGAUGUGGGACCUGACCACGGCCAUGGAGAUCGCCGGCAAGGUCGACAUCCGCGCGCUGGGCGGGCCAACCGAGGAGGAGCUGCUGGAGCUGCUGGACCAGUGUGACCUGGCUCUGGCCCGAACGCCUGACAGCACGCCGAGGGCCUCCACCUGCAGCCUCUACUCUCAGCUCAGCGACGUCUUCAGGACGGAGCGCCACCACCCGGCCGCAGCAGGAGGAGCAGGAGGAGCAGCAGGAGGAGCAGCAGGAGGAGUUCGAGGAGGACCGGGAGCUUCGGGGUCGUCGGCCUCGCUGUACGGCAGCCUCCCGCGCCAGGCUCCGCCCCCUCUGCCUCUCACCAAACCGCUCCGAGACUCGGCCCUGCCCCUCUCCGGGCCGCAGGCGCUCGCCAUACCCGCCUACACCCCCCCGAACCCGGCCUCCAGCCCGCGGCCGCCCAGACAGCCAGACCGGGACCAGAACCGGGACCACCGGGACCAGAACCGGGACUGGGCUUCUGUGCGUAGAGGCAGCUUCGUGGAGCGCUGCCAGGAGCUCGCCAAGGGCUCGGAGGCUGCGGCGGGCUCUGGGUCAGAGGGCACCCGGCGCAGCUUGGCGGUGUGCAGCGAGCUGGAGGCCCGGUUCGGCCUCAGGACCCCGACCACCUUCUCGGUGUCGCCCGGCGCACGCCACUCCCCGGCAACGCCUUCAUCCCUUUCGUCGUCGUCGUCGCCACUGUCCUCCUCGUCUUCUUCGUCGUCGCACCGCAGGGCCACGCCCACUCCGCCAACAAGCCCCGCCACUACCGCCGCCGUGAGCCCGACCCGGUCCCAGGCGCCCGCCUCCCCUCGCAGCAGCGCCGCGGCGUCUCCCACCGAAGCACCGGCGUCCCCGGUGACCACGGACAGCCCCGCCGCCGACGCCACCGGCCCCCCAAUCAGCCCCAAACCGCACAUGAACGAGACCAGCUUCUGAUUGGCCGCUCAGACUGGACCGCAGAACGUCAGGACACACACGGGGACAUUUGGAUUGGUGUUUGAGACGAGACAGCGCUGCUCGAUUAUGGAAUAAAAACCUUAACCAUGAUUAUUUUUGGUCAAUAUUGAAAUCAGGAUUAUUUAACACGAUUAAUCGCUGACUUUUGGACAGAUGUUGCGUUUGUUGAAAUUAAAAAAACUGUCAAAUUUCCCUUCAA